GACUUUGAAAAAGAAUUCACAUUGGUAUUUCCCUGCUUUCUAAGGCUUCGCCACCCUUUUCAUAAGUCAUCUCAGACAUCUUUUGACCCGAGGUAAACCUGUUACCAACAAAUCACCAGACCCCGUCCCUCUGGGUUCCGAUUCCCCCCGAGGCAUCCCACCACGUCCACCUUACAAGUUGAUGGAUUUGCGGAAGUUCUCGCCGGCAUACACGGCGUUCUCGCCAAGCUCCUCCUCGAUGCGGAGAAUCUGGUUAAGCUUGGCCAGGCGCUCCGAUCUGCAGGGAGCGCCGGUCUUGAUCUCGCCGGAGCGGAUACCGACGGCAAUGUCGGCGAUGGUGACAUCCUCGGUCUCACCAGAGCGGUGAGAAACCAUGACGCCCCAGCCAUCGGCAUAGGAGUCCUUGGCGGCCUGGAUGGACUCGGUAAGGGUACCGAUCUGGUUGACCUUGAGGAGAAGGGCGUUGGAAGCCUUGAGCUCAAUGGCCUUCUUGAUGCGGAGAGGGUUGGUGACGGUCAAGUCGUCAGCAACGAUCUGGAUGGACUCGCCCUGGGUCUUGUAGAAGUAGCUCCAGGCCUCCCAGUCAUCCUCAGCGAAGGGGUCCUCGAUGGAGACGAUGGGGUACUUCUUGCAGAGGUCGGAGUAGAGGGCAGCCAACUCCUCGUAGGUGAGCCACUUGGAGGGGUCGCUCUCGGGGUUCUUGAAGUCGAGAUCGUACUUCUUGGCGUCCUCCUUGUAGAACUCGCUGGAGGCGACAUCCAUGGCGAUCUUGAUCUGGCCAGUGUAGCCAGCGGCCUCAAUGGCCUCGGUGAUGAGCUCGAGGGCCUCCUCGGCGCUCUGGAUAUCGGGAGCAACACCACCCUCGUCACCGACGUUGCCAGCGGACUGGCCGUACUUCUUCUUGGCGAGGCCCUUGAGCUUCUGGUACACCUCAGCACCCUGGCGCAUGGCCUCGGAGAAAGAGGGGGCGGCAGAAGGAACGAUCAUGAACUCUUGGAAGGCAAGACGGCCACCGGCGUGGGAACUAUCGAGGGAUGUCAGCACAUGUUUGAUAACGCAUGAUAGCGGCCAGCAGAGCAACUUACCCGCCGUUGAGGACGUUCAUGAAGGGAACGGGGAGGACAUAGGGCUUCUUGGUGCCGGCAAGGUCGGAGACGUGAGCGUAGAGAGGGACACCCUUCUCGGCAGCACCGGCCUUGGCGACAGCCAAACUGACACCGAGAAUGGCGUUGGCACCGAGCUUGGUCUUGUUGGGGGUACCGUCGAGCUUGAGGAGGAACUCGUCGACCUUGCUCUGGUCCUUGACGUCAAUCUUCUCCUUGAUGAGCGCGGGGCCAAUGACCUCGUUGACGUUCUUGACGGCCUGGAGAACACCCUUGCCAGCCCAGUGGGUCUUGUCGCCGUCACGGAGCUCGCAAGCCUCGUGCUGACCUAUAUUCCACCGUGUCUGUCAGAUAUGGCUUUUCCUCGACGGGGGUUUUGGGUAAGACGAACCGGUGGAGGCACCAGAUGGCACGAUGGCGCGGGCGAGGCCAGUCUCCUCGGUCACGACAUCGACCUCGACGGUGGGGUUGCCACGAGAGUCGUAGACGUAACGAGCGUGAACCUUGGUGAUACCCAUUGUGGAUGAUUUUCUGAUGGGAGAUGGUCAGUUAUCUGUUGGCUAUGGGGUCUGCCGGAGUACGGGAGCGGUCAAGGACGGACUUGUGGUAGGUGAAAAGUAAGGCUGGCGGAUGGCGGGAAAGGGAAUGUUUGGAGGGAAGGAGGAAAGGUUGAAGAAUUGUUGACGUGUUGGUUGGUAUCAAGGUCCCAAAAGUCGCUCAAUUGCAAGCUAGGACAGACCAGGUUCGUGGAAUAUCCCGCAAGACUGGGUGGUUCGUCACCCAACGCGCGAAUCCACGGGAGCUGGAUGGUGGCAGAGCUUGAGGUGCCACGGCGUGGAGGUGAUAUGGGACGACAAAACAGGACAGGAGGCCAUCGGAUGAUGCCCUGGACAUACGUACCUGAGGUUUGAUGGACUAAUGAGUGGUGGAAGGUCUCUCGAUGUUGUAAGACGAGGAUGGGAAGAGUGAAGAUGGAAGAGGGAAGAGAAUCAAGAUGAUGCACUCGGGGCUGGAGGUGGAAGCUUUUGGGUGAGCAGAGACAGAGGGGAGGGGCAGGUCGUCCGGUGGGGUGAUCCCUGGUCGAAGGUAGGUAGCGAGAACCCCCCUCUUGUUAGUGACUGCCAAGGGUUUGCCAUAUCGGAAGCACCUCGCAGGUCGAAGGCAGGAAAGCUCUCGGUGUGUACCGUCUACAUGCUAUACCAUCCCUGCCCUAAUGCCCAACCAAUGUCAAUUGCCAACCAUGGGGUUGCAUGUGGGCGGAUCGAGUGGCCGAGAGGACGGUUGUCUCUCGCCCGGUCAGGCCGUCCCAGUUCGGCGCAGGCGACUUCAAUUCUAUUCUGCUAAGAAUCCGUUGUCGGAGCUUCAUCCCUGACAGUCCGGUGGGAUGGCGUGGGGUGUUGAAUUGCAGACAGUCAAACAUCCUUUUCACAACAGUCACAGCUGGAGACCCCCACCCAAGCACAUGGAGGUCCCGUCGCCUUGCUGCAAAGUUUGCGGCGGCUUUGCACGGGCGAGUUGUCUGCUCGCAUCCGCCCCGGCCGAUGUCAACCUUUUUUUGAUAUUGAUGGAUAAGACGGUUGCCCCUCCAUGGCCAGACUGACAACUGGUUGAGCUACCCCGCAGCCCAAGUUUUAAGACGUCAACAAGUGGAUCACAGCACUGGCCAGGUCCACCCCAACAGAAGAAGAGCUCAGCUCUUGUCGAGAAGCUUCCAAAGACCCCUUGAAUCAAGAUCGAAGCAUUGAUAUGAAAGCUCUCCCAAGAAUGUAGCGAUGAGAAGGCUUUGGCACUCUGUCUUGAGCAAUUAUCCCAUGUAUGACAUUAUCACUUCACUAAGAGGGUUGGGGUGCUUUUCUCGAGUUCUGUCAUGAUUUUCAUUUCUGCGGUCAGCCACGGAACUCCGUACAAGUGUCCCGGAAGGUUACAGAGUAUCAUAUUGCUGGCGAGCUCCCGUGUGUUGUGCUCCUGAAGAAAAAAUCGUCCAGUGGGAUCCGAUCUACAACAAACAUCUGGCGGGAUCCGUCAACGCCAAUUUUCCCAACUAUAGCUAUUGGCAGACCAGAGGCAAAGAUCAACAGAUUAAACAAAUAUCUAACAGCCAUACCUAACAAAAAGCUAUCUGGAACAUAAUAGCUUCACCAUUACGUGCUCCCGUCUAACCAAGAGUUGAGAGAUGAAGUUGCUCCUGACCGCCUGCCUAAAAUGGUCUAAUAGCUUCUUGCGUGGUCAGUCAGCAGGAAGGGGCGGAAAAGGAGGCCUGUGCUCAGCCAGAUUGCCCGCCUUUACAGGCCACCAAGGUGCAUCAAUUUGGGAGUUUGCAGGAAAGAGCCUUCUGACGAGCACCGCACGUAAGGAAGGUGCGAUAGUUGGGCUCAUUGUACAUUAAAUUGUUGCUUUUCGUCUCUCCUUCACUCUCUUCUUUUCCAUCAUGUUCCGUUCUUGCGUUACAGCACGGCCAACAGCCAGCCAGGGAGCCCGGAGACAUCUAAGAUUUGCACCGUUGAGAAGAACAGCGCAGAGUUUUACUUCACGGUAUGCAACUGGAAGGUCGCCUCUAACGGGACCCGCUCCCCCUUCUAGGAAGUACUAAGGCCCAAGCGGAUUUGCUAAACCACCCCGCAGUCACUCAUCAUCACCCUCAUCAGUCUCAGUCUCACCACGGCGGUCUUACUCUGCCACUUCUACUGCUACUGCCACCCUCACUUCGAGAACAACAACUUCCACUUCUCAACGCCCUCUUUUGACCCAGCGAACAGCUCGCCUAGCAACUCGUCCACCAGUCCGGCACUGCUCAUACCGCCGUCACAACAUGUGCAGAACUCACGCCCAAGCCGAUGUGGCUAGUGGGGUCAAUGUGGCAGCUCGUGAGCUGCUCCCCACCAACGUCAUCCCACGGCACUAUCAUGUUACUCUCGAGCCCAACUUCAAGGACUUCACCUUCGACGGCACUGUCGUGAUUGACCUCGAUGUGGCCGAGGACUCCAAGUCCAUUUCCCUUCAUACCCUUGAGCUUGACGUGCACAGUGCCACUGUCAGCUCCGAGGGGCAGACUGUCAGCUCCUCGCCCAAGAUCUCAUACAAUGAGACCACCCAAGUCACCACCUUUGACUUUGACAAUGAAGUCCCCAAAGGCAAGAAGGCCCAGCUUGAGAUCAAGUUCACUGGUCAGCUGAACGACAAGAUGGCCGGUUUCUACCGUUCGACUUACAAGAAGGAGGACGGCUCCCAGGGUCUUCUUGCCGUCAGCCAGAUGGAACCUACCGAUGCUCGCCGCUCUUUCCCUUGCUUUGACGAGCCUUCACUCAAGGCCGAGUUCACAGUCACGCUCAUUGCCGACAAGAACUUGACCUGCCUCAGCAACAUGGAUGUUUCUGGCGAGACAGAGGUCCAGUCGAAGCAGACCAAUGCCGCCAAGAAGGCCGUCACCUUCAACAAGUCACCACUCAUGUCCACAUACCUUGUGGCUUUUGUUGUUGGUGAGCUGAACUACAUCGAGACCAACGAGUUCCGUGUCCCCGUCCGCGUGUAUGCUCCCCCUGGCCAAGAUAUUGAGCAUGGUCGCUUCUCACUCAACCUCGCUGCCAAGACUCUCGCGUUCUACGAGAAGGUCUUUGGCAUCGAGUUCCCCUUGCCCAAGAUGGACCAGAUCGCUAUCCCCGAUUUCGCCCAGGGCGCCAUGGAGAACUGGGGUCUGGUGACGUACCGUGUUGUCGAUUUGCUGCUGGAUGAAAAGGCCAGUGGCGCGGCGACCAAGGAGCGUGUUGCUGAGGUUGUUCAGCACGAGCUGGCUCACCAAUGGUUUGGUAACCUUGUCACUAUGGAUUGGUGGGAUGGCUUGUGGCUCAACGAGGGCUUCGCUACCUGGGCCUCAUGGUAUUCCUGCAACAUCUUCUACCCCGAGUGGAAGGUCUGGGAGACGUAUGUUGUCGACAACCUUCAGCGCGCCCUGUCUUUGGACUCCCUCCGCAGCAGUCACCCCAUUGAAGUGCCUGUCAAGCGAGCCGACGAGAUCAACCAGAUCUUCGAUGCCAUUUCUUACUCCAAGGGCUCUUGCGUCCUGCGCAUGAUCUCAACCUACCUUGGCGAAGAUACCUUCCUGGAGGGUGUCAGACGUUAUCUCAAGAAGCACGCCUACGGCAACACCCAGACCGGAGACCUCUGGGCGUCUCUUGCUGAGGCCAGCGGAAAGGGCGUCGAGGAUGUUAUGCAGGUGUGGACCAAGAACAUCGGCUACCCUGUUGUGACCGUCGAGGAGAAGGGCAACAACACCGUCAAGCUGAAGCAGAACCGCUUCUUGCGCACUGGCGACACCAAGCCCGAAGAGGACAGGGUCAUCUAUCCCGUCUUCUUGGGUCUCCGCACCAAGGAUGGUAUUGACGAGUCGCAAACUUUGAGCAAGCGUGAGGACACCUUCAAGGUGCCCAACAACGACUUUUUCAAGCUCAACGCCAACCACACCGGUCUGUACCGCACCUCUUACUCCCCUGAGCGCCUCGCCAAGCUUGGCGAGGCUGCCAAGAACGGUCUUCUCAGCGUGGAAGACCGCGCCGGUAUGAUUGCCGAUGCCGGCGCUUUGGCCACCUCUGGCUACCAAAAGACGUCUGGAGUCCUGAAUCUCCUCAAGGGAUUCGAGACCGAGACCGAGUUCGUUGUCUGGAACGAGAUCAUUGGUCGUGUUGCCUCAGUUCAGAGUGCCUGGAUGUUCGAGGACAAGGCUGUCCGCGACGGCCUAGAGGCUUUCCUGCGCGAACUUGUUAGUGCUAAGGCGCACCAACUUGGCUGGGAAUUCUCCGAGAAGGAUGGUCAUAUUGAGCAGCAGUUCAAGGCUAUGCUCUUCGGAAGUGCUGGUCUGUCCGGAGACCAGAAGAUCAUCGAUACGGCCAAGGAGAUGUUCAAGAAGUACAUGGCCGGUGACCGGUCUGCUGUGCACCCCAACAUUAGGGGCAGCGUCUUUAGUAUGGCGCUGAAGCAUGGUGGCAAGGAGGAGUACGACGCCGUCCUCGACUUCUACCGCAAGUCCACCAACAGUGAUGAGCGCAACACUGCCCUGCGCUGCCUCGGCCGUGCCAAGGAUCCCGAGCUGAUCAAGAGAACUUUGGAUCUCCUGUUCAGCGGUGAGGUCAAGGACCAGGAUAUCUACAUGCCGACUGCUGGUCUGCGUAGCCAUCCCGAGGGUAUCGAGGCCUUGUAUGAGUGGAUGACGCAGAACUGGGAGAAGCUUGUCGAGAAGCUCCCUCCUGCGCUGUCUAUGCUCGGUACCAUGGUGACUAUCUUCACGUCUAGCUUCACGAAGAAGGAGCAGCUUGCCAAGGUUGAGCAGUUCUUCGCUGACAAGAGCACCAACGGAUUCGAUCAGUCUCUUGCGCAGAGCCUGGACGCCAUUCGCUCCAAGAUCUCCUGGGUCGAGCGCGACCGUGAGGAUGUCGCUUCUUGGGUGAAGGAGAACACGAAGAGUUCGUAA
Molecule: messenger RNA, 6564 nt
Organism: Podospora bellae-mahoneyi
Lineage: Eukaryota; Fungi; Ascomycota; Sordariomycetes; Sordariales; Podosporaceae
Gene: APE2
Product: Aminopeptidase 2 mitochondrial
Exons: 3
Coding region: 3913-6564 (883 amino acids)
Biological process (GO): proteolysis; peptide catabolic process
Cellular component (GO): cytoplasm
Molecular function (GO): metalloaminopeptidase activity; zinc ion binding; peptide binding
Source: RefSeq, a predicted model, not a curated record